Messenger RNA from Populus trichocarpa (black cottonwood), 2114 nucleotides. Its product is annotated as F-box/kelch-repeat protein At3g23880. NCBI's taxonomy places the organism in Eukaryota, Viridiplantae, Streptophyta, Magnoliopsida, Malpighiales, Salicaceae. Gene Ontology annotation, molecular function: protein binding. The transcript has 2 exons. The record is from RefSeq and is a predicted model, not a curated record. Bases 457 to 1623 code for a protein of 388 amino acids.
AUAAACCACGCUAGGUCAUGUAUACGAGGAUUUUCAUUAAGAGAAGGAAAGUGGAGGAUAGAGCGUGAUGGACGGGUUUGUUAUAAAUAAUGCUGAAGGUUGACCAACCAGAAUUAUUUCCUUUAAAAGCUACUGCAUAACCUCUAACUACCAAUCAUCAGUAAACUAUAAAACCAAGAUACCACUGAAGAGUAUCUUCAUCUCUAAACCGUUACUCUCCUCUACUAUUUCUCUCAUAUUUCCCCUCCUCGAACGCCUCGGACAAUCAGUGAGAGCGAGGGCCCUUUCCCAAUCAAUUCACCUCUCUCUAUCUCUCUCUCAGCCUUUUUUAUCGCAAAAGAAGCCAAGAAGCUCAAGAAAAGACUAAGAGACCCUCUCUGCUGUUCUCUCACAUUUUCCCUUCUUUCUUGACAUCAUCCACCAAGAAAACACCCACCCAAAAAGAAACUAAUCUUGAUGGACAGAAAGGUGGCAGAAGAAGUGAAAAGGGAUCGUAUCCCAGAACAUGUGGUGACAAAGAUACUACUGAAAUCACCCAUCAAGUCAAUUUUGAGAUUCAGGUGUGUAUCACAAUCAUGGAACUCCCUCAUUACUCUCCCUUACUUCAUCAAGGAGCAUUUGGCCAAAGCCAAACCAUUGAUUCUUCGAACCGAAAACCCAGUAGUAUCACUCUCUUUACUUAUUGAUAAUGAUCGUUUAGAUAGGAGCUCACAAAUAAAGUUUCACCGCCCAUAUGCUUUCGAGAUAGUUGCUUCUUGUAAUGGAGUUGUAUGUCUUAGGGGUAGAUAUCCCGAAUUUGAUGGCAGCAGGAGGCUUAUUUUGUGGAACCCGUCAAUUAAGAAAACUUUGCGCCUUCCACCUCCGAGGUCAUUUGCCAGUACUGUCCCGACUUUAUUAGGCCUUGGCUAUGAUCCAAGAAGUGAUGACUAUAAGGUUCCUAGGAUUGUGAGGCUUGGCAAUUCAGCCGAGCAUCCAUUUGUUUUCCAGUUUUUCUCUCUCAAUUCUGGAUCAUGGAAUGAAAACGUUGAUUUCUUCAGCAGUACUAGUCUUGAAAACAAAGAUGCGUUGCGCAGCAUCACCCUUUAUCGCUAUGAUAAUCAGGCUAUAGUAAACGGGGUUAUUCACUGGCUUUUAAAUCGUAGGGACGAAAUCGAUACGGAAAUGUCCAGUAACAGAUGGUCACCUUUAAUGCUUUAUAACGAUGUGUUUGUGCUGGCUUUCCAUUUAAGCAAUGAUUCAUUCGGUGAGAUAAGGCCGCCUGAAUGUUUUGAUGAUACGACCAAGGUGGUGACAUGUAGGACAAUUUCAGUGUUCAAGGACUUACUUUCUUUUAAUGUGUUUGAGGGUGGUCCGUAUAGCAGAAGAUAUAAUUGUGAGAUAUGGGUGAUGGAACAAUAUGGUGUGAGGGAAUCAUGGACCAGACUAUACCAGAUUGAAAUGCUGCAUGUAGCAAGACCAGUGGUUCUUAGGAGUAACGGAGAGAUAUUAAUGGCAGGAUACGGAUCUGAUAGAUUAGUUUCAUGUCAACCUCUGGCACCGAGAAUUCGUGAUAUGGGGCUGGACCUGUCAAUCGAUGGCUACGCUGCUUAUUUUGUAGAAAGUCUUGCUUUACUUGAUAAAUGAAACUAGACUCGGCAGAAAAAGGCUGCUGGACACGCAGCAACUAAUGGAGCACCCUUCUUCUAUGCAGGCUGCUGGUCACGCAGCAACUAAUGGAGCACCCUAAAUAAAAUAAGAAAGAGGCACUGGAGAGGUUGUCUUCGGAAAGGAACGUAGUAUUCGGAUCAGUUUUAGAUUUUAAUGCUUCUUCACAUUUACACAGCUCAAACUAUUUCUCAUUGUUCUGGCAAUUUCUGAAGAAUUUAUAGUUUUCUGGUAGAUAUAUCUCCUCGUAUCAGCCUUUUAGUGCUGGUGUGCGGCAGUUGCUUUGCGCUGUCGAUCUUGUCGAUGAUUGAUGGCAAGGAAUGCUGAUAAUAAAAAUGCAGCUCAACUCGUUUCUAUGGCUGUGGUGACUUAGCUAGGUAGCAUCUCAAAUUGCGUGUAAAAGUGUGUGGCUAUGCUCCUUAUAAUAGAAAUUGUGAUAACACCAGCCAGUUAGAGAAUUCAGUGAAAAU